Molecule: messenger RNA, 252 nt
Organism: Endocarpon pusillum Z07020
Lineage: Eukaryota; Fungi; Ascomycota; Eurotiomycetes; Verrucariales; Verrucariaceae
Exons: 2
Coding region: 1-252 (83 amino acids)
Source: RefSeq, a predicted model, not a curated record
AUGAGGAGGAAGAGGAGAAAGGCCACCCAGACAGAGUUCGGAGAUGGCGGUGACGACGAUGACGGUGACGACGAUGACAGUGACGACGAUGACGAUGACGAUGACGAUGACGACGAUGAUCAAAUCGGAAAAAGCUCUCUCCCCUUCCCCGAAAAGCCGAACACUGACGACGAUGACGAUGACGAUGACGAUGACGACGAUGAUCAAAUCGGAAAAAGCUCUCUCCCCUUCCCCGAAAAGCCGAACACGUAA